GGGAGGAAGAAGACGAAGAAGUGGAGGAAGAAACUUCAGGGAUGGCGAUAGAGUUAGAAUGAAAAACUGGACUAAAUCUGGAGGAAAUGUUUCGGCAAAGUCUUUCGGAUGUCUUAGGCGAAGAUUUGAUUUGAACCGCAAGGCAUGAAGGCUGAAAAAGUUGCAAACAUCCGAGAAAGAAGCGGUCUUCAUCGUUUGGCGUUAUCAAGGACGUUGAAGCCGCUUGUUGGGAUACGAUCGUAUCACUCCGUCCGUAUCCUGUCCUCGUUGCCGGGGGGCGAUGGGGGCCGCGCCGGGCUCGGGCUGGGAGGAGGGCGAGUUUGAGUUCAAGUUGGUGUUUGAGGAGGACCCGCCGCUCCGGCAGAGCCAGGGGCCAUCCCCGGCGUGCGCAGCCCAGCCGGAGAGCUCCGUUCCCGGGGAGGAGAGUGAGGGAACCCUGCUGCACCUGGAGCCUUCCAACGGCAUCAACAGCAGCAGCAGCAGCCUGGUUACAGAUAAUCACCUGGCCACCAAUCAUGCAGGACAUUCAAUCAGCAUCCCCAGCUCGCCUCCACCAGCCAAUCAGAGAGCUGGGAUGCAUUCUCCACCACCACGGAGAGCCCCUGUUAGAGAGUUCAGCGGGACCUAUGAGAGCCUGCCGGCACGCUCUGUACAGGUUUCAGAGUCUCGAGUGGUUGAGUGUCCCAGCAUCCAGAUCACAACUAUUUCCCCUGAAGACGACCCACCGCCCUCUAUUUCCAGCUAUUGGGACAUGGGCAGUGGAGGAGGUGGUGGCUGGGACCGCGAUCGCCUCUACCUGCCCUUGCUGGACCCCUUCAGUUACCGUGACAGAUGUCCCGGCUCCCUCAGCCCCAGUCCCGCCUCCAGUCCCUCAUCCCGUGGCUGGCUCAGCCCCGCCUCCAGCUGUGACUCCCUACUGGUGGAGGAGGAGGAGCUGAGCGAGGCCACCGUCAGCUUUGGGCUCUCACCGUCCUCGAGGCCGACUUCUCCUGGAGGUAAAAAGCGUAGGAACUCUCCUCUAGCGUCCCCCUGUACGUCACGGAGGGGGAGUUACUCAGAGGACCUGCCGGGAUGCAACCUGGAGGGCGGAGACUCUGUCAAUCCGUCACAAGCUCCGCCCAGCAGCUGUGAGCUAAGCAUCCCUCAAAAAACCAGGAAGACAUCGCUGGAACAGUUAUCUCCCAGGGAGGUGGAUCAGGAGCAGGCUCCAGGACACAGCUCCCCCUGCCUGCUGCCAGAGACACAGCAGACCAGGAGAGACCCCCCUUCAGUGGGCAUGGACUACCUCUCUGUGCCCCCUGCUUUAGCCUGGGGCAGGAACCGAGCCAGCGCCCACAGCCCUCUGUUCAGGUCUAGUGCUCUGCCGCCUCUCGACUGGCCGCUGCCGUCCCAGUUUGACCAGUACGAGCUGCGUAUCGAGGUGCAGCCCCGUCCACACCACAGAGCUCACUAUGAGACGGAGGGGAGCAGAGGAGCCGUCAAGGCUGCACCAACGGGACAUCCUAUCGUCAAGCUGUGUGGAUACUCAGAGAGGAAGCCGCUCUCCCUCCAGGUUUUCGUUGGAACAGCUGACGACCGAUCGAUCAGGCCUCAUCCCUUCUAUCAGAUACACAGAGUGACGGGAAAGAUGGUGGGUACUGCCAGUCAUGAGAGCGUCCAGGCGGGAACCAAACUACUUGAUAUCCCGCUCAACCCUGAGAACAACAUGACGGCACUCAUCGAUUGUGCUGGGAUUCUGAAGCUGAGAAACUCUGACAUUGAGCUGAGAAAAGGAGAAACAGAUGUUGGACGUAAGAACACACGUGUACGACUGGUAUUUCGUACCCAUCUCCCUCUAGCGCCCCCUGUGGCCCCACCUGGCCGAGUCUUGGCUCUACAGGUUGCCUCCCUGCCCAUUGAAUGCUCCCAGCGUUCAGCCCAGGAGCUUCCCGUCAUCGAGUCCGUCAGUCUUACGUCCUGCUCCGUGGAAGGAGGAGAGGAGCUCCUUCUAAGCGGUACCAACUUCCUGCCGAUCUCCAGAGUCCUUUUCAUGGAGAGAGGGACAGAUGGUAAACUGCAGUGGGAAGAGGAGGCUCAUGUUGACCGAGACAACAGCAAUGAGUGUCUGUUGUGUGUGAGGGUCCCCGCCUACAGCGACCUGUCUGUCAGUCGACCUGUGUCUGUUAGUCUUUACGUCUCCAAUGGGAAGAGGAAGAGGAGCAGCACACACUGCUUCAAGUAUCUCCCAAUUAUGUUCAAAGAGGAGGACCCUCUGCUGUCUCGACCCUCUGCUCUCCCUCUGGAUGCGGGUUCUGUGUGUCCACUCGGGAGUCAACCCAGGAUGGACCGGGGCUUCCACAUGAGAGGCGACCCCAUAACUGAUGAUCGAGGCCUGGGCUUCCACCUGCCUCCUUACCCCUCCACCUACUCGCCUCCUUGUCCGUCAAUGGGUUACCAUGACGACUACUGCUCCAAACCUGACUCUGCUCUGGAGGAUCCUGGAGGGUCCAGGGCGCCUCUCUCCGAGCGUCACCCCAGCUUUGAGAACUUGGAGCUUGGCUUCACUGAGCUCCUUCCUCCCCUGUACCCCCGUGGCCCACAGCCACCUUCCCCCUCCCCUUCACCGUGGCUGGACUCACCCUAUCUGUCCUCCUCACCCUCUCCCUCCCACUCCUCUUCUCUCAGCCCAUUUCCCACCGGCAGUCCCAUCUCCACCUCCCCCCUGCCUCCCCUGACGACCUCCCCUUACCCACCGUACUCCUCUUAUCCUCAGGAGGUGUGUCCCUCCCCGCCCUCCAACCUCAGUCCUUACCAGGACAUCUGCCCGGUGCCCUACUCCCAAUACGAAGGCUGGGACCCCCAGGGGAGGGUGCAGGGGACGGGACAUGGGGUAGAGAGGGACGCCAAGAUCCAGGAGUGUCCCCUGGAGUUCACCAGCUCCACAUCUAUGCACCACAUUACGUUUGAGGAAGUGUCGGAGUUCAUCGGCGAGGACAUCCAGUCAUACCAGUCAGGCUCACGGAUGGACAACCAGCCAAACUGAGCUCUGGGCAGCAACUUUCGAAAUCCAUCAUUCACUUGAUAUUAAGAUGCAUUGCUGCAUAAUUGACAGGGGGAUUUGAUCACCAGGACACUGUUGUAAUUGUGACCACAGGUAACUGUAAUGGUUUUAUAAAGGGAAACUAAUGUUUUGAACUUUUUCCAAUAUAAAUUAUACAAGAAAGAGCCUGGGUUUGGUGUGUUUUUUCUUCCAGAACCUAAAAUUAAGUCUCAUACAAGGGAAAUCCAGAAUAAUAGGACUGGGGGAAAAAGGCUUAAGACUGGAAACUCAAUAGUUUAAUGUGCCAGAUUAUGAUUGCGCCACAAUCUCACUUUAAUACAUAAAUUAGUCUUCUUUGUUUCAUGAGAUGGAAAUGUUUCUUUUUCCUUAAUAAGUACUUCAGCAGACAUUUUUUUCAUCCUGAUGGAAGGAAACAAUUUUAUGCUUAACUCUUAGAAAAUUCAGAGUAAUAGAUCAGGGAUAAAGGAUCCUGUGUCACCAAGUAAUAGCGAAUGUUUUUGAUUUCAUC
Molecule: messenger RNA, 3548 nt
Organism: Cheilinus undulatus (humphead wrasse)
Lineage: Eukaryota; Metazoa; Chordata; Actinopteri; Labriformes; Labridae
Gene: nfatc4
Product: nuclear factor of activated T cells 4
Exons: 14
Coding region: 281-3022 (913 amino acids)
Biological process (GO): cytokine production; regulation of transcription by RNA polymerase II; calcineurin-NFAT signaling cascade
Cellular component (GO): transcription regulator complex
Molecular function (GO): RNA polymerase II cis-regulatory region sequence-specific DNA binding; transcription factor binding; DNA-binding transcription factor activity, RNA polymerase II-specific
Source: RefSeq, a predicted model, not a curated record